UUUUGUUAAAAAAAAAAAAAAGGAAGUAUUCAUUAAUUCGGAAAGACGUUUGUCAACCUUAUCGGUAUAUUGGUACUGAACUCGCUGUAGACUUGCAUCCCAUAAUUCCUGCUGAACAUUACAUAUGGCGCAUAAUGGGAAAAAAAGAAAAUAAUUAACUUGCCUAGAUUAUAAUAUUCUAAAUACAUUUACAAAGUUUUCAUUAAGAAGGCAUAAUAAAUACUGUGUAAAAAUUGCAUGUGUAAAACCAUUCAGGCUCCUACAAAUUUAUGAAUGAGCUAGCUUGAAUACAAAACUUGUCAACCAGCGCCAUCUAGUCACAAAUUUCAGGAACGGACGCUGACAUUGUUGAAUAUUGCUGCUUAAGCGUUAUUAUAACUGAACUGCAAAUGAAGUCUUGAGUUCUAACUUAUAAGACUAAUGCACAUUUACAUUUACAUUUUGUUAAAUCGUGACAUUUUGUUAGCCCAAGUUGGAAUGUUUUUUUGUUUUUUUUUUUUUUUAAACAAACUAACACUACUCAACAUAUCAUUACAUAAUUUAAUAAUUUAAUGUUAAAUGUAAUGUAAAACAAUUAUUUUCACUAUAUGAUAUAGGGUAGCUUAAAUGUUAAGAAAAAUCUAAGGCCAAACAAAGUUUUAAAGGGGAAGAAUAACAGGAAAGAAGGAUAGAAGAAGACUGUGCAGGAAAUGUUGAAAUCUGCAGUGUCAAAUAAAAGGAAACAUGGUUCAGGAUACAAUUUAUUUCAAGCUGGAGACACGUGAAGACAUUUGAUCAUUUUUGAUACUGAAUAAUAAUCACUUAACCCAGCAUGGCUUUUCUGUUGAGUAUAAUAGUGCUGCUUUUAGGAAUCCAAGGUAUCAACUCUCUAUGGACAGUAAGCAAGCUAACAGCUCAAAGUGGAGGAUCUGUCACCAUCCCCUGUCACUACCAUCGUCAGCACAAGGACUUCCCAAAGUUCUGGUGCAAAGGCAAGAACUGGCUUACCUGCUUGACAAUGCGACCUACCAGCCAAGAGAAGCAAACAGGCAUCAGCUUUGACAACAGCCCAGAUGAACUGGUAAUGACCAUGACGAUGACGAACCUACGUAGCAGUGAUACAAACCGCUACUGGUGUGCAGUGAAGAUACGAAGUUCCUAUACUAGAACAUCUCUAGAACUUACCGUCACUGAAGGUACUCCAGAUCUGUCGGUGGCCAGCAACAGGGUGUCAGGUGAAGAGGAUGGCAAUGUUACUGUACAGUGUUUCUACAGUAACAAAUUCAAAGAUACUGAGAAAAAAUGGUGCAGAAGUGGAAAUUUGCACUCCUGUCAAACGGCUCAGGAUAUAGAGCCAUCUCUUGGUGCGGCUCUACAGAUAAAUGAUACAGUUGAUGGUGUUUAUACAGUGACACUGACUGGACUGAAGAAGACAGAUGCAGGCUGGUAUUGGUGUAUGACUGGGGAAGUGCAGGUUCCUGUUCAUAUCAGUGUCGAUUCAAGGCAACUUGUUACAGAUGCCAACACAAGACCUGCUUCAUUUACAACAGCACAAUCUUUCACUUCAGCCAACUCUUCUGAUGUGUACAACCGUAAUUCAGUAGCAACAGCUGCACCCACAACAUCUACAUUUAAUCACCUCAAAUCACCUCAAAGUACUUUGAUUCAGACAGAAAAAACUGACCAAACAUCUACAGCAUCACCAAAGCAGCUUCAGUCAACAACACAGUGGUCCUCAUCCUAUCCGACCACAACGAAAAAGUCAAAAAAGGACCUGUUUCUCACUACUGCUACUGUUAGGACAACACUAACCAGUAGAUCAGCAACUCCAAAUGUUGGUAGUGAUUCUACAGUUACUCUGUCAUCUAAAGAUGUGACAUUUAAACCCACAGCCACUCAUGAAAGCAGAAAACCUAUUUGGGCAAUUGCACUAGUUUGUGGUUCACUUCUUAUGUUAAUGUUAUGUGCAAUUUCAUGGAAACUUCGGUCAUGGCAUAAGAAGGCAGUCACAAGAGAGGAAGGCGCAGAAAUAACAACAGACUGUCACGCAAAUGACAGAGCUGAUCUCCUAGGCAAUGAAUGGACAACAAAUGCUUCAGCUGUGAAAUUUAGCCCAGACUCAAACACUGUCCUAAUAACAUAAGGACAUAAAUUUUUAUUUUUUAUUUUUUUGCAGAGUUUAGUUAGUUGACCUCAAUCAACGAAUCAAUGCAUUUGGGUUUACUUGAAAAUUACAGCCAGGUGUUUUGGAGCUAAACUCUGCAGUUAAGUGACUAUCCAGAAAUGAGGCCAGAAGAUGGUGCUCUGCACGUAUGAUAAUGAACCAACAUGCAAUUGCUUUUUAACCAUCUAGAUACCAUAGCAAAAGCUAAGUUAUGUUAGGCCUGGUCUUUCAUCUCAAUUCCCCAACAAAGCUGUCAGCACCAUUAAGAAUCUGCAAUAUAAUAAUAAUUAGAAAAUGUCCAAAAAGUGCUCAGCAUAACAUGUUUGGAACAUAAAAGUGUCUGAAUUUCAUUAUUGUAUACAAAAUAUUAAACCAAGUAGCAUCUGCAAACAAACAACGCUUUUCUCAGAACUAGCAAAUCCUGUAAAUGUUUUGACUGAAAAGUGUGUUUGCUUUAUAAACUCUUAUAAAUAAAUAAAGGCUCCAAAGAGGUGUUUUUGCAGUGAUGCCAUAGAAGAACCAUUUUUGGUUCCCCAAAGAACCUUUCAGUGAUUAGUUCUUAAAUGAACCAUUUUGAAGAACAUUUUAAAAAUCGAAAGAACCUUUUCUGCAUUUGAACGGUUCCAUUAAUGUUCAAGGUUCCUCAUGGAACCAUCGAUGCCAAUAAAGAACCUUCAUUUUUAAAAGUGUAAAGACAAUGUUCUGGUCACUCCCCUGCAAUUUGAAUGUGUUACAUGGUGUGUCCUUCUUAAUCCUUUAACACUAUGAUUACUAUGAUCUUAAACCAUAAAGAACUAACCUUUAGGAAUGACGUAGAAUGAUGUGGUUGUUCUUGUUUAAGGCUCAGUUUAUACAGUAAGUAAAAUCUCAUGGGAGGCACUUGUUUUAUUAGUGAAUGCCCAAUAAAACUUCCGUAAUUGUUCCGUAAUCAAACUCCAACUUCUGCGUAAUUUCUAAAGAACUUCAACCUUCGGGUGAGUGAGUAAUUCAUGAAGGCUUGACUGUUCCAACCCUACCUGAAUUUCAGGAUUUAAGGCGUAAUUCAAAAGCACACACCAAGUAACAAAUCACAUUAAAUUUAAGGACACUUAAAAUUUGUUUAAAAAAAACAGCCCUUUGUAAGACCACAUAACUUAUCCCACAGUGUUUCAUAAAGGCGGUAUUCACCAUGUCUAAAACAGCUUGUUCUUUUACCAUACUAACCAGUUUCAUAAGAAAGCGCAGACCUCGGGCCUUCAUUUAACACUACAGUUGCUUACUGAUGGUCAGGUUUUUUAGAUGGUAAACCUGACUGUCUGGUUCUUUUAGUUUCUCCUCCCCAGGCUUCACUUCCUCCUACUUUUCCUAGUAGCUGAUGCUACGAUGCUUAGUUGGUGUUUGUGAGAAUUUGUGCGAU
Labeo rohita (rohu) is the source of this 3539-nucleotide messenger RNA. RefSeq lists its product as uncharacterized. The coding region runs from base 812 to 2122 and encodes 436 amino acids. The transcript is spliced from 7 exons. Lineage: Eukaryota; Metazoa; Chordata; Actinopteri; Cypriniformes; Cyprinidae. The record is from RefSeq and is a predicted model, not a curated record.